AUGGAACAAUCUCUAGAGAGAGCGUUGGAUCUUGCAGAAUCUGUCAUUGCAAGUGCCCAACAAAGACCUCCGAAAAGGAAAAACUCAUCAAGUGGGGAGAUGUCUCUCUAUGAAAAACUUUACGACAUUUAUGUAGAAGAAAGUGAAAAAGAGCCUGAGGUUGCAGAGGAAUUAAGAAGCAACGUGAACCUAUUAGAGAAGCUCCUUAGGAGAGAAUCGUUGCCCUGUUUGGUGGUCAACCUAUAUCCUGGAAAGCAGGGCUAUUCGCUCAUGCUCAAGGGGGAAAAUGGAUCAUUUAUAGAGAGCAUUCGACUGCAUUAUGAAGAAAGGGAAUUGCUAGAAUACUUAGAUGCUCAAGAAUUACCUCCUGUUAUGAUGGAUAUCCUGGAGAAGUCUCCGGUUAAUGUCUUUCAUCAGGGGUGUGUCAUAACGGAAAUACGGGACUACAGGCAGUCCAGUGAAGGGGAGCCUCCGAGUUACCAAAGCAGACAUAUUCUCUUACAUCCUACCAUGCAGACAUUAGCCUGCGAUGUAGAGGCCAUAGCCCGUGACAACCAGAACUGGACUGAGGAGGACAAACUUUUGCUUGAGAGCCAACUGAUCUUAGCUACAGCCGAACCACUGUGUUUAGACCCUUCUGUAUCAGUAGCUUGCACUGAAAACAGACUGCUCUAUAACAGACAAAAAAUGAACACUCUUCCCAUGAAAAGGAAUUUGAAGAGAUUUUCUACAGCCUCUCUGAAUCGGCAGCAGGACUUGUCUCCCUGUACACUUCCUCCUGAGCUAACAGCCCUGACUUCUUUCACAAAAAGACAAGAAACUAAAAAAGAUGAGCAGUGUGACCUCAAAACUUUGAAAGCAGACAAGUGUGUAGAUAUGUGGAAACAGACACCCUGUGAUUUGUCUGUGCCUUCUGAAGUGGAUGUGGAGAAAUAUACUAUGCCUUUCAAAAGUGAUGACUUAGAACCAACAGUCUGGCCAACUUAUGAGGUAGGAGAAGAUUCUAUAUUUGGAUAUGAAGAUAGCAGUCAUUCCCAGGCAACAAAGCAGAUGCUCAUGCAUCCGCUUAAUGAUCCUCUUAUCUCUGGAAAAGAAAGUUCCCGUGAAAAAAAAAGAAAAGUCAGCUAUGAGAGACAGAUGUCUCCCCACCAUUCCUUCACAGAUGACCAUCCCAGUAGUUUCCUGUCCAGGCCAGAGACUGAUGAUGUGAGGAUGAUCAGUCCAUCUGAGGAAUCAUCCCAGAAUAGUGCCCAAUGUCCAGUGCAGAUGUCACACAGCUCUGGUGACUUGGCUGAUCUCAGGCAACCUUUUCCAGGGAAAGAGCCAGAACAGCCUAAGAACGGGUCGGUUCAGUCUUCAGUGCUGGGCAAGGGAGCCAAACAUCCUCCUUCACCCAUCAGACUUCCCUUGAACCCAGGAGAGAGCUCCUGGGGUGACAGUUUCACUUCACAGCAGGCAAGCAGCUCUCAUAAAUUUCCAUCUCCUGCUUCUGCUCCUAAGCUACCAAGUCUUUCCCAGAAAUCAUCUAUGGAGGUGAGUCAAGUUAGCUCACUUCCUGCCAUGGCCCUGUCCACUGUGGGCUCAUCACAAAGGACUGAAGCUUCAGCCACAUCCUUUGGUCUGAAUAUCACCAAAGAGGUACACCCUGGUGGAGGAGGCCAGGCCUUAGGAAGUGGCUCUAAGCCAGUGCAGGACUCUACUACACUUAGCCUCCUGCCCACUGGAAUUAAUCUGGCUGGCCUCCUUCCCACAGGGAUCAAACCAGACACCCUGCCCACAGGGAUCAAGCCAGACACCCAGCCCACAGGCAUCCAGCCCAUUUCUUCUCAAGGUGUUCAACUUGUUAAAAAUACUCCCAGUCUCAUGCCCUUCACUCUACUCCAGCUUCCACCAGGCUCGCUCAUUUUGAACACCCAGCAGCAGGCCCAGGAGCAGCUGCAGCAGCCGACGCAGCAGUGGCUCUACCAGCUGAUGCCACAGACACGACUUCAACAGCCCACAACUUCACAUCCUCCACAGUCAGUGCCACAGGAUCCUAUAGAAGGUUCAGUCAGUCAAAUGGCCUUAUCUGCUCAGCAAGCCAUGGUCAUUAACCUCAACGAAGUGGAGAGUUUUCUGCAGCCCCAGGCAGUUGUGUUGUCUCAGGCGGGCUCUGUCCAGAGCGGCCCCUGGCCAAGCCUCCCUCAGCACAGAGUUCAGCUCGCCUCCCCCUUGCAGCUGCACCCACAGCCUCAGCCAGUACAGUUCAGAAUCUUGCAGCACCCAGUGGCAACAGUAGUGGCCCCAGCAGCUCAGCCACAGCCACCUGGUGAGCAGGCAGCAAGCCAGUCUAAAGGGAAAAAGGAGAACACACCAGCCCCUCCAAAAUCCUGA
This is a messenger RNA of Odocoileus virginianus texanus, 2373 nucleotides long. RefSeq names its product transcription factor SPT20 homolog. Lineage: Eukaryota; Metazoa; Chordata; Mammalia; Artiodactyla; Cervidae. The record is from RefSeq and is a predicted model, not a curated record. Gene Ontology annotation, biological process: regulation of transcription by RNA polymerase II. Gene Ontology annotation, molecular function: transcription coregulator activity. Gene Ontology annotation, cellular component: SAGA complex.